AGGACAUUCUGUGCAUCAACAAAAACAGCAUGAAGUUUGAAGAUCUAAUUACUGAGAUCAAUGGCUUCGGCAGGUUCCAGAAGAUGAUUAUUUGCAUCAGUUUUGUAGGUCGAUUCAUCAUCCCGUGUCACUUUCUAUUAAGCAACUUCAUCGCCGCCAUCCCGUCACAUCACUGCGACAUCAGCUCUCUGGAUGCCGACGGGCUCUUUGGGAAUCUGACUCAGGAGGAGAGACUGACUGUCAGUGUUCCAGCACAGGACGGGACUCCUGUUUCCUGUCAAAUGUUCUCUCAUCCUCAGUUUCAGCUGCUGAUAAACUCCUCCAGCAGCACAGAUCUUCCAGUAGUGGAGUGUCAGAAUGGAUGGCACUUUGAUAACAGCACCUUUAUCAGCACUCUCGCCACACAGUGGGAUCUGGUUUGUGAUAACAGAGGUCUGAAUAAAGCUGUGGCCACAAUCUUCUUUGUCGGUGUGAUGUUUGGAGCAGCUUUUUUUGGAGGAAUGAGUGACAGAUUUGGGCGUAAGCCAAUGCUGCUUGUCUCAUACAUAUCAGGAAUGGCUUUUGCAUUAGCCAGCAUCUUUUCUACCUCCUUCACCAUGUUUGCAGUGCUGAGAUUCUUCAGUGGAUUCACUAUUACUGGCAUUGUUAUUGUCUCUUCUGUCCUUAAUCUGGAGUGGGUGGACAUUGAGCACAGGAGACUAGUGAGUAUCAUUGACAGUAUGGCAUGGGCUGUAGGGAGCACCUCGUUGGCUCUGAUUGCGUUCUUUAUUCGAGACUGGAGAUGGCUGACAGUAGCUGUCACUUCACCUUUAGUGCUGUGCAUUAUCCUCUGGUGGUGGGUUCCAGAGUCGGCUCGGUGGCUGAUAGCCAAUGGGGAGGUGGAAAAAGCUCAUUAUUAUUUGCAUAAAUGUGCCGUCAUGAACCGUAAAGCAGAAGUUACAUCAAGAAUCAAACCUGAGGCUCUCGCUAUCACUGUUUCAGAACAAGGAAAGAAAAAAUAUACAUAUCUGGACCUUGUCAGAACACCUAAGAUGAGAAAACUGGCUAUGCUCACAGGAACCAUAUGGUUUUGUGUCGCCACUAUGACCUAUGGUAUAAGCCUCAAUAUCACAGGCUUUGGAUUGAAUAUGUACCUCACUCAGUUUGUUUACGGAGCCAUUGAGGUUCCAUCUAAACUAAUCGUAUAUUAUCUUCUGGAGAAAAUUGGCAGACGGAAGACUGAAGCAGGAGCUCAGCUAUUUGCUGGAAUCAGCCUCAUGAUUAACAUAUUCAUACCUAAAGAUCAGUGGAUUGGUCGUACUGUGGUUGCUGUUCUGGGUAAAGGCUUCGCGGUUGCUGCUUUUUGCACAAUUGUAUUAUACAGCUCAGAGCUUUACCCGACUGUUCUCAGGCAAAAUGGCAUGGGCUAUAAUUCCUUCCUGGCUCGUCUGGGUGUUUCUGUGGCUCCUUUAGUCCUGCUAUUGGACACUUUCUGGGGUCAGUUCUCUCAGACCAUCUUGUGCUCUGUGGCACUAAUUGCUUCUGUGGUGGCAUGGAAUUUACCAGAGACCCGGGACAGGUGUCUUCCAGAGACUAUAGAGGAUGUUGAGGGCACUGGGAAAACUCCCAUUAAAGAUCAAGAGAAGCAGGAGAACGAGGAGAAAAUUGCAAUGAAUGAACCCCAGUGAACGGACCACAGAGUUCAGUUUUAGCAUAUGAAAAUUACACUUUGAUGUUCUGUUGCUCAGUGUCAUAUUCAGAUCCCAAGACAGUAAGACAAAAAGAAAAAACAGUUCUUAAAGUCUUCUAAAAUAUUUUUGUUUAUUAGUUACACAAGGAUUUACAACUUUGUUUCCAGUGCCAUGUAAUAAUUACAGAUAUUUUCUAAAUAAGAUAAGAUUGAAUGGAAGCGUGAAUGAAUAGAUGGAAAUUGUGAGUCUGUGUUUGUUGAAAAGAAGAGCAGAAAAAUUAAACAGAGAACCGCGUGUGUGUGUGUGUGUGUGUGUGUGUGUGUGUGUGUGUGUGUGUGUGUGUGUGUGUGUGUCAAUUAGAAAAAAUGCAAUACAUGCAACAGUGUUUGCAUAUACCUGACUGUGUGAAAAGCUUUACACCUUGUAUUAUGUAAAAAAAAUCUGUACCAAAUAAAAAAAGUUUUUCUUUAUGA
Molecule: messenger RNA, 2143 nt
Organism: Danio aesculapii
Lineage: Eukaryota; Metazoa; Chordata; Actinopteri; Cypriniformes; Danionidae
Gene: slc22a7b.3
Product: solute carrier family 22 member 7b, tandem duplicate 3
Exons: 10
Coding region: 30-1667 (545 amino acids)
Biological process (GO): transmembrane transport
Molecular function (GO): transmembrane transporter activity
Source: RefSeq, a predicted model, not a curated record